Molecule: messenger RNA, 7763 nt
Organism: Polyodon spathula (Mississippi paddlefish)
Lineage: Eukaryota; Metazoa; Chordata; Actinopteri; Acipenseriformes; Polyodontidae
Product: unconventional myosin-Va-like
Exons: 44
Coding region: 155-5848 (1897 amino acids)
Biological process (GO): actin filament organization; vesicle transport along actin filament
Cellular component (GO): myosin complex; vesicle; actin cytoskeleton
Molecular function (GO): microfilament motor activity; actin filament binding; ATP binding
Source: RefSeq, a predicted model, not a curated record
UCAGGUGUCAUGGCGAUUGUUAACUCUGCUUGAGAUCUCCUGUCUCUGCUGAACGGAUUUGUAAACAGCGCCGGCUUCAAUUAAUCCUGGUAGAAAAACGGUCUCAUCUCAAUGCUGUGCUAAUCUAGAUUACAGAAACGCAGGAGUGAUAAUCAUGGCAGCAUCUGAGCUCUAUACAAAGCAUGCCCGGGUAUGGGUCCCUGAUGCAGAAGAAGUCUGGAAGUCGGCUGAACUUCUCAAAGACUACAAGCAAGGAGAUGCAUUGCUUCAGCUCAGACUGGAUGAUGGCACGGACGUGGAACACAAAUUGGACCCCAAAACCAAAAACUUGCCCCAUCUACGUAACCCAGACAUCCUUGUUGGUGAAAAUGACCUCACUGCCCUCAGCUACCUCCAUGAGCCUGCGAUCCUGCAUAACCUCAAAGUGCGCUUCAUGGAUUCAAAGCUUAUCUACACCUACUGUGGUAUCGUCUUGGUGGCCAUCAAUCCCUAUGAGACGCUUCCCAUCUAUGGAGCGGACAUCAUCAAUGCAUACAGUGGACAGAAUAUGGGGGAUAUGGAUCCGCAUAUAUUUGCAGUGGCCGAGGAGUCAUAUAAACAAAUGGCCAGGGAUGAGAGGAACCAGUCUAUCAUUGUGAGUGGAGAAUCCGGUGCAGGGAAGACAGUGUCCGCCAAGUACGCCAUGAGAUACUUUGCUACAGUCAGUGGUUCAGCCAGCGAGACCAAUGUGGAGGAGAAAGUGCUGGCAUCCAACCCCAUCAUGGAGUCUAUAGGAAAUGCCAAAACGACCAGAAAUGACAAUAGCAGUCGUUUUGGUAAGUAUAUUGAGAUUGGAUUCAACAAGAAGUAUCAAAUCAUUGGAGCCAACAUGAGAACCUACCUGCUGGAGAAAUCAAGAGUGGUGUUUCAGGCAGAUGAUGAAAGGAAUUACCAUAUUUUCUACCAGCUUUGUGCCUCUGCACAAUUGCCGGAGCUUAAAGUCCUUAAACUCGGCCAGGCAACCAACUUCCACUACACAAAACAAGGGAGGAGCCCUGUGAUUGAUGGGGUUGAUGAUGCAAAGGAGAUGGUCAACACUAGACACGCCUGCACUUUACUAGGUAUCAGUGAACCCUACCAGAUGGGAAUUUUCCGGAUUCUUGCUGCUAUCCUGCACCUUGGAAAUGUGGAGAUUAAAGCCCGGGAUUCUGACAGCAGCAUAGUCCCUCCUAACAAUGCCCACCUCACUGUCUUCUGUGACUUGAUGGGAGUGACAUAUCAGGACAUGUCCCAGUGGCUGUGCCACAAGAAGCUCAAGACAGCAGCAGAGACCUACAUCAAACCCAUCCCCAAACUGCAGGCCGUCAACGCCAGGGACGCCCUUGCCAAGCAUAUCUAUGCCAAGCUCUUUGACUGGAUAGUGGACCACGUCAACAAAGCCCUGCGCUCCACUGUCAACCAGAACUCUUUCAUUGGAGUGCUUGAUAUUUAUGGAUUUGAGACGUUUGAGAUCAACAGCUUCGAACAGUUCUGUAUAAAUUAUGCAAACGAGAAACUGCAGCAACAGUUUAACAUGCAUGUGUUCAAACUGGAACAAGAGGAGUACAUGAAGGAACAGAUCCCGUGGACAUUGAUAGACUUCUAUGACAAUCAGCCUUGUAUCAAUCUGAUAGAGGCCAAAAUGGGAAUUCUAGAUUUGCUGGAUGAGGAGUGCAGGAUGCCAAAAGGAUCUGAUGAUACAUGGGCCCAGAAGUUAUAUAACACUCACUUGAACAAAUGUGCUCUGUUCCAUAAACCUCGCCUCUCAAAUAAGGCUUUUAUUAUCCAGCACUUUGCCGACAAGGUUGAAUACCAAUGUGAUGGGUUUUUAGAGAAGAAUAAAGACACGGUCAAUGAAGAGCAGAUUACUGUGCUGAAAACAAGCAAGAAGUUUGAGUUACUAGUGGAGCUGUUUCAGGAUGAGGAGAAGGCGACCUCCCCAACAGGGCCCCCGCCUGGCGGUCGCACUCGACUCAGCGUCAAACAAACCAAAACACGCCCCGGACAAACCAGCCGGGACCACAAGAAAACUGUGGGGCUUCAGUUUCGUAACUCUCUUCAGCUGCUAAUGGAUACGCUGAAUGCUACCACCCCCCACUAUGUGCGCUGCAUCAAACCGAAUGAUAACAAACACCCCUUCACGUUUGAUCCCAGUAGAGCUGUGCAGCAGCUCAGAGCUUGUGGUGUCCUGGAAACAAUCCGUAUCUCUGCAGCAGGCUUCCCAUCAAGGUGGACGUAUCAGGAGUUUUUUAGCCGCUACCGUGUUCUCAUGAAACAAAAGGAUGUGUUGAGCGACAGGAGGCUAACGUGUAGGAAUGUCUUGGAGAAGCUGAUCAAGGAUCAAGACAAGUAUCAGUUUGGUAAAACAAAGAUUUUCUUCCGGGCCGGGCAAGUGGCCUACCUGGAGAAACUACGAGCCGACAAACUGCGCGUCGCCUGCAUCCGCAUCCAGAAGACCAUUCGCAGCUGGCUGCUGCGCAAAAAGUACCUGCGCAUGCGGAGCGCAGCCAUCACCAUCCAGAGAUAUGUCCGCGGCUACCAGGCACGAUGCCUUGCCAAGUUCCUGCGCCGGACCCAGGCUGCCGUCACCAUCCAGAAGUUUCAGCGCAUGUACAGGGAGCGCAAGAGGUACCGGCGCAUGCAGGCUGCGUCUCUCGUCGUCCAGUGCAUGCUACGAGCGUACAUGGCCCGGCAGAAGUACCAGGCGAUGCUGCAGGAGCACAAAACUAUCAUUAUCCAGAAGAGGGUACGAGGCUGGCUGGCCCGGCUGCAUUACAAGAGGUCCCUGGAAGCCGUUGUUUACCUUCAGUGCUGCAUCCGGCGCAUGAGGGCCAGACGGGAGCUGAAGAAGCUGAAGAUCGAGGCCCGCUCGGUGGAGCACUUCAAGAAGCUCAACAUCGGCAUGGAGAACAAGAUCAUGCAGCUGCAACGCAAGGUGGAUGAGCAGCACAAAGACAAGAAAGCCAUGACGGAGCGUCUGAAUAGUCUGGCGAACUCGUACGCUGUGGAGAGCGAGAAGCUUCGCAACGAAGUGGAGCGGCUGCGACUGACCGAGGAGGAGGCCAGGAACAACUCGAACCGCAUCACCACCCUGCUGGAGGAGCUGGCCAGGCUGAAGAAGGAGCUGUGUGACACGCAGAGGGACAAGAGGACCAUCGAGGAGUGGGCUGACAAAUACAAACUGGAAACCGAGCAGCUGGUGGCUGAGCUCAAGGAGCAGAACUUGCUUCUGAAGACAGAGAAAGAUGACCUGAACCGCCUCAUUCAAGAGCAGAACCAGGAAAUGACAGAGAAAAUGGAGAAGGCGUUAGCAGAGGAAACCAAGCAGCUGGAGUGUGAGCUGAAUGAAGAGCGCUCCCGAUAUCAGAACCUCCUGACCGAGCACCGGCGCCUGGAGGAUCGCCAUGACGACCUCAAGGAGGAAAUGACGCUCAUGGUGAACAUUCCUAAGCCAGGCCACAGGAGGACAGACUCCACGCACAGCAGCAAUGAGUCUGAGUACACAUACAACUCAGAAUUCGCUGAGUCCGAGGAGAGCGCACGGGGAGCUGAGGAUGUUACUAAGGCUCCUUUGGACAUGUCCCUGUUCCUGAAACUGCAGAAGAGGGUGACGGAGCUGGAGCAGGAGAAGCAGUCCUUGCAGAACGAGUUGGACAAGAAAGAGGAGCAGGCUUACCGAGCCAGGGCCAGGGAGGAAGAUGAGCAGAACAGGGCGAGAGGGGCAGAGCUGGAAUACGAGUCUCUCAAGCGUCAGGAACUGGACUCUGAGAACAAGAAGCUGAAGAAUGAUUUGAACGAGCUGCGCAAAGCUCUGUCUGAGAAGUCUCCCCCGGGGGUCACAGCGCCGGGCUCCCCUGCCUACAAGGUAGUCAUGGAGCAGCUUAACUCCUCCAAUGAGGAGCUGGAGGUCCGCAAGGAGGAGGUGCUCAUCCUCCGCUCCCAGUUGGUCAGCCAGAAGGAAGCCAUUCAUCAGAAGGAGAACAAGCAAACCAUGACUGAAGCCAUGCCCUGCAUGGAGGACGUGCACAAGAUGAGGGAUGCUGGAGAAAUAACUCAAGCAUAUCUAGCCCUGAAAGAAAGCAACAGAUCGCCAAAGUUCACCUCUAAGCCUGUUGCAGUCAGUGAUCUCAUGAGUAGGAUAAGAUCACCCCCCCAAGACUACCAUGCGCUGAAUGAGGAUGGAGAGCUUUGGCUGGUUUAUGAAGGGUUAAAGGAAACCAACAGGCUGCUGGAGUCCCAGCUCCAGACUCUGAGGAAGAGCCACGAGAAUGAGACGGAGGUGCUGCGCGAGGAGCUGCAGAGCGUCAAGGAGGACAACAACAGGCAGCAGCAGCUCCUGGCUCAGAACCUCCAGCUGCCCCCCGAGGCUCGCAUCGAGGCCAGCCUGCAGCACGAGAUCACCAGGCUUACCAACGAGAACCUGUACUUUGAGGAAUUAUAUGCAGAUGACCCCACGAAGUAUCAGUUCUACCGGAUUUCGCUUUACAAACGGAUCAUUGAUCUCAUGGAACAGUUGGAAAAACAGGACAAGACUGUUCGCAAACUAAAGAAGCAGCUGAAAGUAUUUGCAAAGAAGAUUGGGGAGCUAGAAGUAAGCGGUCAGAUGGAAAAUGUGUCUCCAGGCCAGAUCAUCGACGAGCCCACCCACCCUGUCAACAUUCCCAGAAAGGAGAAAGAUUUCCAGGGAAUGCUAGAGUACAAGAAGGAGGAUGAAUCCAAACUGGUGAAAAACCUCAUCCUAGAGCUAAAACCACGGGGUGUGGCUGUAAACCUGAUUCCUGGCUUACCGGCCUACAUCCUCUUCAUGUGUCUCAGGCAUGCAGAUUAUGUGAAUGAUGACCAGAAAGUGCGCACUUUGUUAACCUCAACUAUUAAUGGCAUCAAGAAGAUCUUAAAGAAAAGAGGCGAUGACUAUGAAACCGUCUCUUUCUGGCUGUCUAACACUUGCCGGUUCCUGCACUGUUUGAAGCAAUACAGUGGAGAAGAGUCCUUUAUGAAGCACAACACCCCACGACAGAAUGAACACUGCCUCUCUAACUUUGACCUGGCAGAGUACAGGCAGGUCCUGAGCGACUUGGCCAUCCAGAUUUACCAGCAACUCGUGAAGGUCAUGGAGAACAUCCUUCAGCCAAUGAUAGUUUCGGGAAUGCUGGAACAUGAGACGAUCCAGGGUGUGUCGGGAGUGAAGCCCACUGGCUUGCGUAAGAGGACCUCCAGUAUUGCGGAUGAAGGCACCUACACGCUGGACUCCAUCCUGCGUCAGCUUAACUCCUUCCACUCCACCAUGUGCCAGCACGGCACAGACCCGGAGCUUAUCAAACAGGUCAUCAAGCAGAUGUUCUACAUCAUCGGGGCCGUCACCCUCAACAACUUGCUGCUACGCAAGGACAUGUGCUCCUGGAGCAAAGGAAUGCAGAUUAGGUACAAUGUGAGCCAGCUUGAGGAAUGGCUAAGGGACAAGAAUCUAAUGACAAGUGGUGCUAAGGAGACACUGGAGCCUUUGAUCCAGGCAGCUCAGCUGCUGCAGGUGAAGAAGAAGACGGAUGAGGAUGCGGAAGCGAUCUGCUCAAUGUGCAAUGCUCUUUCAACAGCACAGAUUGUAAAAGUGCUGAAUCUGUACACUCCAGUAAAUGAGUUUGAAGAAAGGGUUUCUGUAUCGUUUAUACGUACCAUACAGAUACGUUUACGAGACCGGAAGGAAUCUCCCCAGUUACUAAUGGACACCAAAAACAUCUAUCCAGUUACAUUCCCAUUCAACCCCUCUUCCCUUGCACUGGAAACCAUUCAGAUCCCCAGCAGCCUCAACCUGUUAUUCCUCACUCGUGUCUAAAGGAAGGGACUGCUCAACUCAUGCUUUGGUUGACAGCAAGUUUAUUUAUAUGUUGCAGGAACAGUCCUGAAUCCAGUCACGUAGAGUUCAGUAUUUGUUAUUUUGGAUUUAGCACGCAAAGCUGUGAAGUCAUGCACUUCAAAAUUUAUAUUUGAGGGCAAUAACAAAAUAAGCCCAGUUCAAUCUAGUGCAUGUAACAAGUUUAGUAGAUAUGCCAGAUAUGUCACCUUAAUGAGUAUUUGGCAUAAUUUCUGAGACUGGCUGCACAAAUUGUAAUGCACGGUAUCUGAAAAAAUACUUUUAUGGUUAUGCUUUUGUUUUUACAAUGGUUAUUUGAACACUCACUCCAAGUGAUGCACUCUAUCACAGUCUAUUAGUUAUUUUAAAUGAAAGCAGUAGAGAAAGCAUUGUCAGGGAGAAGUGUGGCCUUCCAUCUCUAUCACAAGCUGACCUGUUCAGUUAGCUACUCUUACAAUAGCCAAUUUAUGUCUUGCAUUUGUUUUCCAACACCUCUUCAUUUUAGGUGACGUGUUUUUUUUUUUGUUUUUUUUUGUUUUUUUAUAUCAACCUGUGUUUUCUUUACAAUUGUUUCACAUGGAAGGAGUUACACAUUGUUGGGAAUUGGAAAUGUUGAAGUUAAAAAUAUGACUUUGCCUGACUGGAUCGGGCAUUGUAGACACUGCCUGCAACAUAGAUCUCGAGAGAAACAUUAUUAUGAUUCAGGUCAAGACCUGACAACUAAAGCAUGUGGGUUACAGAGCACAGUGUGCACAGAUCUGAGUCGUGAACAUGUAGAAAAAGUCAUGUUCAAAUCAUAAAACAUUUAAGAACAUUGUAAAUUCUCUUGCAUGUUAAGGCAGACUUAAAUCUAAUCUUUUGAUUUUGGUUGAGGAGCUGGUAAAAAUAAAAGAGGAGGAGGAGGAGAACAGGGACUGGUUAUGCUUUAAACAGUUUAUUAACUGGAAAAGUAAACUGUUAAUACAUAGAAUACAUUGUCCAAUAGCUUUCUUAUUUAUGUCGGUAAGAUAUGUAGAAAUGCAGAUGGUCCUAGCCUACUAUUUAAUAUAGAUGCUUCUUUGUUAGUAUUGUGGGUUUACUUAGAAUGCCUAGAUAGCUGCUGUGUCUUGUGUAACUUGCAUAGCUAGAACAAUGUAGCACUGCAGUGUAGUAUUAAGACAUAGUUCUCUUGAAUAUUGUUUACAAUUAAAACAUUAGCUUGAUUUUAUGUGAGUGUCACUGUAACACUUCAAAGUUUUUUUGUUUUUUUUUUCUCCAUGGUAAAGGCUCAAAGAGAUUAAUAUAGAUUGUCCAGUGCUAUUUAUCAUAAUGUGCUGAGAUUUGUAGUAUGACUGCACACUCCUUAAUGUUAAGGGUAAAUGCAUAGGGUUACAAUGCACAGUCUACACUGUAAUACUGUUGUUAAAAUCAUUAAAUUGGUUUGCCUUAUACCAGUGAUCUAAGGCUGAACUAUGAAAGGACCAGGGGAUACUUCUUUGGUGCCUUUACCAUGGAUAGUAGUAAGCCUCAUUUAAGCACACAAGCACACUGGAUGUCUCAUGUAUAAGACAAAGGUUACUUUUUUUAAUGGAGGUCUUUAAAAAUGUAUGGACAGAUUUAAGUUAUUUAUUUCAGUAUUAUUGACAUGAGUUCUGUUACACUGGCCCUUAACUGAAACAGCUUCUAGCAUGUUUGAUUUAAGGGUAUUGUUAAUAGGCAGGGUGUAACAGACAACAUUUCUUUAAUAGAAUAGAAGCAUAACCCUGACUUUAUAGCAUAGCUGAUAUGAUGCUGCCUGCGUUGUUUCAAUUACACAGUGAAUGCUGCUCUGACUAAUUGCCCCCAAGCUUUUUUUUUUUUUUUUUUUUAAAUAGUUUUUUGCUGGUAUAAUUUGUGUGCCCAAUUAAGGGAGGAUUUA